AUGCCUCCACAGGUAUCACAAUGUCAUCCUAAUGUCACACCCUUGGUUCAAUUGCUACCUCUCAGCCGAGGAACGAAGAAGACGAUAGUCCCCAAAAAGAAGCUUAUUCCGGUUCUUCUUUUCUUACUUUCCGGCAUGUCCAUUCUCAGACUCCUCAAAAUCUUUGUCUUUACUUCAUUUUCUUCUCCUCCUCUUGCUUUGCCUCCAACACAUCUACACAAGUGUUCCUCUCCUACUCCGGCGGGGUUCAAGAAGGCAUCAAAGAGCCAACCCGUCUCCUCUGCCAGUGACGCCACCCUCACCGAGAAAGAAUACCGCCUUUUGUUGAACAUUAUUUCCGCCAGAGCCCCCUGCAACCUCCUCAUUUUUGGGUUUGAACCACAAUACCUCAACCUCUCGUCAUCAAUCAACGCAGGUGGCACCACUGUUUUCCUAGAGGACAAUCCUGAGAAACUGGCCACAAUCAAAACAAAUCACAACAAUACUCAGAUUUACAGGGUCGAGUACCGGACGCUUGCCAGAGAUGCGUACAAGCUGCUCAAGCAUGCGAGGCAAAGCCUGGGUUGUGCACUGCACUCAGGGUCACUCAAAAAAUCUAGUUGCCCCUUAGCUUUGAGGAAGUUACCGAGGGAGGUAUACAAGCAGCAAUGGGACGUGGUGGUGGUGGACGGACCAAGUGGGGAUACACCAGAUGCACCGGGCAGAAUGACUGCAAUCUACACAGCUAGUGUGAUAGCUAGAGCUGGGAAUAUGACUGACGUGGUGGUUCAUGACGUAGAUCGGAUGAUAGAGAAGUGGUUUGCUUGGGAGUUUCUGUGCGACGAGAACUUGGUUUCUUCGAAAGGGAAACUGUGGAAUUUCAGGAUAGCGAGCAAAUCAAAUUCAACAGAAGUUUGCCCUGCAAAAACAAUUCUAAUAGAGCCGAGUAUUGGUUUCAAUAGUUUGAUUACAAAUACACUCACUUGA
This is a messenger RNA of Camellia sinensis, 966 nucleotides long. Its product is annotated as arabinogalactan O-methyltransferase 2. Gene Ontology annotation, biological process: xylan biosynthetic process. NCBI's taxonomy places the organism in Eukaryota, Viridiplantae, Streptophyta, Magnoliopsida, Ericales, Theaceae. The record is from RefSeq and is a predicted model, not a curated record.